AUGGAAGAAGACGACCUAGACGCCGCCCGGCCACCAUACAUUCAUGUUAGUCUGGACGACGACACACCCAAGGAAUCAAGGUUAACUGAGUCUAGGNCGAUGCUUGCAGGAGGUCUGGGUGGCCUAAUGGGCGACAUGCUCAUGCACUCGCUGGACACGGUCAAGACUAGGCAACAAGGCGAUCCUCACAUGCCGCCGAAAUACACAUCCAUGGGCUUGACCUACCGUACCAUCUGGCGCCAGGAGGGUCUGGUACGAGGCCUCUAUGGAGGUGUGACACCUGCUUUCCUCGGAUCCUUCACGGGUACCAUGACCUUCUUUGGCGCUUACGAGUACUCCAAGCGCGCCAUGAUCGAUUACGGCGUGAAUCCCUCCAUCGCAUACUUUACCUCUGGUAAGACCCCUUCACCUCGCAUGAUUUUCUGCGCUCUGUACUCACAAGACUAUCAGGNNCUUUUUGCCGAUCUUGCCGCCUCGCCCUGGUACGUCCCCUCUGAGGUCCUCAAGACCAGAUUGCAACUGCAAGGUCGACACAACAAUCCCUACUUCUACAGUGGCUACAACUACCACGGAACCUGGGAUGCUUUUAGAACCAUCAUUCGUGUCGAAGGAUGGAGAGAAAUGUUCUCUGGCUAUUCUGCCACUCUGGCACGCGACCUGCCUUUUUCCGCCUUACAAUUCGCCUUCUAUGAACAAGAGCAAAGGAUAGCAAAAGCUUGGAUGGGAAGCAAAGAUAUCGGUCUUCCAUUGGAGAUCUUCACCGGUGCAAGCGCCGGAGGUAUGGCUGGAGUCAUCACAUGUCCGCUUGAUGUGGUCAAGACGCGCAUCCAAACUCAGCUGGAUCCCGAGUUUGCACACGCGCCUGCUUCUCAAGCCUCAAAGGCCAGUCCCACCGUCAGUCCGGCCAGCACAACGCAUAGACCUACGAAGCAGGCACCUUCAAUACACGAUUCCAAAAGACCCAUUUCGACCGGAGGGCCAUCGACUGCACUGAAGAACCACGGAGCAGUCGCCCUCGAGACCGAGAACGUCAUUGCAGGCUUGAAGGUGAUUUACAAGCACGAGGGGCUUGCCGGUCUUUUCAGAGGCGUGGGUCCCCGCUUCGUAUGGACGAGCGUCCAAAGCGGAACCAUGCUUGUCAUGUACCAACAGCUCCUCAAAUACUUCGAGUUACAUCCGCUUGUUUCUUCGGACGAGGACGAAUUGGCCUUGUCGUGA
Aureobasidium uvarum is the source of this 1218-nucleotide messenger RNA. Lineage: Eukaryota; Fungi; Ascomycota; Dothideomycetes; Dothideales; Saccotheciaceae. The record is from the annotation of a GenBank genome assembly.